Messenger RNA from Balaenoptera ricei (Rice's whale), 2753 nucleotides. RefSeq names its product spleen associated tyrosine kinase (gene SYK). Gene Ontology annotation, biological process: neutrophil activation involved in immune response; positive regulation of mast cell degranulation; positive regulation of alpha-beta T cell proliferation. The transcript is spliced from 14 exons. Gene Ontology annotation, cellular component: cytoplasm; extrinsic component of cytoplasmic side of plasma membrane. Bases 248 to 2128 code for a protein of 626 amino acids. Gene Ontology annotation, molecular function: ATP binding; non-membrane spanning protein tyrosine kinase activity; signaling receptor binding. NCBI's taxonomy places the organism in Eukaryota, Metazoa, Chordata, Mammalia, Artiodactyla, Balaenopteridae. The record is from RefSeq and is a predicted model, not a curated record.
UGGAGCGCGGCGGCCGGGAGGAAGUGCGGGGCCUGUCCGGGAGCGUUAAGGAAGUUGCCCAAAAUGAGGAAGCGUCGUGCACUGGGCGACUGAGGCGACUCCGGCGGCGGGAGCAGCGAGGAGGAGGGGGCUGCUCGGCGCUGCGCCCAGAGCUGCCGCCUGGAUCGCGCCAGUCCGGUCCCCGGAGACCCGCACCCCGCCCUAGCCUCACCUGACCCAGGUGGACACCUGAGGGGAAGGCGCAGGGAUGGGUGACAGCGCUAACCACCUGCCCUUCUUCUUCGGCAACAUCACCCGGGAGGAGGCAGAAGGCUACCUGGUCCAGGGGGGCAUGAGCGACGGGCUCUACCUGUUGCGCCAGAGCCGCAACUACCUGGGCGGCUUCGCCCUGUCGGUGGCACACGACCGGAAGGCACAUCACUACACCAUCGAGCGGGAGCUAAACGGGACCUAUGCCAUCUCGGGCGGCAGGGCCCACGGCAGCCCCGCCGAGCUUUGCCACUACCACUCCCAGGAGCUGGAUGGCCUCAUCUGCCUCCUCAAGAAGCCCUUCAACCGGCCGCCCGGGGUGCAGCCCAAAACCGGCCCCUUUGAGGACCUGAAGGAGAACCUCAUCCGGGAGUAUGUGAAACAGACAUGGAACCUACAGGGUCAAGCUCUCGAGCAGGCCAUUAUCAGCCAGAAACCUCAGCUGGAGAAGCUGAUCGCCACCACAGCCCAUGAAAAAAUGCCCUGGUUCCACGGAAAAAUCUCUCGGGAUGAAUCUGAGCAGAUUGUCCUGAUAGGAUCAAAGACAAAUGGAAAGUUUUUGAUCAGGUCCAGGGACAAUGGGUCUUACGCCCUGUGCCUGCUGCACGAGGGGAAGGUGCUGCACUACCGCAUCGAUAAGGACAAAACGGGGAAGCUCUCCAUCCCUGGCGGGAAGAAUUUCGACACACUCUGGCAGCUCGUCGAGCAUUAUUCUUAUAAGUCAGAUGGUUUGUUAAGAGUUCUUACGGUUCCAUGUCAAAAAUUUGAUGGUCAAAUGGGAAAUAUUAAUUUCCGUCCACAACUUCCAAGUUCCCAUCCUGUGACUUGGUCAGCGGGUGGAAUAAUCUCAAGAAUCAAAUCAUACUCCUUCCCAAAGCCUGGCCACAGAAAGGGCUCCUCAUCCCAAAGGCCAGAAAGUUCGGUGACGUUCAACCCUUAUGAGCCAGACCGAGGGCCCUGGGCCAACGAAAGAGAAGCCCAGAGAGAAGCCUUGCCCAUGGACACCGAGGUCUAUGAAAGCCCCUAUGCAGACCCCGAGGAGAUCAGGCCCAAAGAGGUCUACCUAGACCGGAAGCUGCUGACCCUGGAGGACAAGGAACUGGGCUCUGGGAACUUUGGGACGGUGAAGAAGGGCUACUACCAGAUGAAGAAAGUUGUGAAAACAGUGGCUGUGAAAAUCCUGAAAAACGAGGCCAAUGACCCCGCUCUUAAAGAUGAGUUAUUAGCAGAAGCAAACGUCAUGCAGCAACUCGACAACCCUUACAUUGUGCGCAUGAUUGGGAUAUGUGAAGCCGAGUCCUGGAUGCUGGUUAUGGAGAUGGCGGAACUUGGUCCACUCAACAAAUAUUUACAGCAGAACAGGCACGUCAAGGAUAAGAACAUCAUAGAGCUGGUUCAUCAGGUGUCUAUGGGAAUGAAAUAUUUGGAAGAGUGCAAUUUUGUGCACAGAGAUCUGGCUGCAAGGAAUGUAUUGCUGGUUACUCAACAUUAUGCCAAGAUCAGUGAUUUUGGACUUUCCAAAGCACUUCAUGCUGAUGAAAGCUACUACAAGGCCCAGACCCACGGGAAGUGGCCCGUGAAGUGGUACGCUCCGGAAUGCAUCAACUACUACAAGUUCUCCAGCAAGAGUGACGUCUGGAGCUUUGGAGUAUUAAUGUGGGAAGCAUUUUCCUACGGGCAGAAGCCAUAUCGGGGAAUGAAAGGCAGUGAAGUUUCUGCUAUGCUGGAGAAAGGAGAGAGGAUGGGGUGCCCUCCAGGGUGUCCGAGAGAGAUGUACGAGCUGAUGACCCUGUGCUGGACCUAUGACGUGGAGAACAGGCCCGGAUUUGUAGCAGUGGAACUGCGGCUGCGCAAUUACUACUACGAUGUGGUUAACUAACGGCUCCCACGCCCGUCUGUGGCUGCCUUUGGCCAAAUGAGAAGUUGAAGGAAGACUAUUCCAGUGCUUUGAUUUUGAGUCUCCAUCUUCCUCCGCCCAGGAGAGCCAGCUCAGGUGGAACGUUCCAGUGACUGUCGUUCCCCAAAGCCUGUCCUGGAACACGCCCUCCACAAAGCAACCCAUCCCAGUUAGGAGCGGUGGGAAGACAGACGGACACCAGGACCAAGGGUCCCUUGGAUUCGUGUGUGUUUCUUGUCUGAGUGGCAGGUUAUUUGCAGGAUUUGUUUCCAAAUUUCUUUCUGUCUUUUCAGUUCUCGGGCUCCUGGGCUGCAUUUGAAUACCCAGCGUCACCAUGGGGUGCUGAAUCCUCUUUCCCAUUUCGGCUGCAUUUUCAGUGGCCAGAGGGUGCCCUUGGCUUGUGAUGCCUGCUGUGGAGGGAAGGAAGGGAGAGGAGAAGAGGUUUGACUGCCUCCAGAACAUGGCUCCUACAGGUCCCAAGAUUGAGCCCUGCCACUGAAAAACAUUCCCUGAUAAAAGUGCUUUGAGGCUUAAAAAAAUCAGGCUGGACCACUGCAGUUUCUAAGCCUGUAGCCCAGUUAAGGGAAAAUAAAAAUUCUGGAUACUG